Messenger RNA from Arachis duranensis, 1653 nucleotides. RefSeq lists its product as uncharacterized. Lineage: Eukaryota; Viridiplantae; Streptophyta; Magnoliopsida; Fabales; Fabaceae. The coding region runs from base 254 to 1369 and encodes 371 amino acids. The transcript is spliced from 7 exons. Gene Ontology annotation, cellular component: cytoplasm; membrane. The record is from RefSeq and is a predicted model, not a curated record.
AUUGUAUAAUCCUAAACCCCUUCAAUCCCAACCAAUCACACACUUCAGCUCAAACCACGAAACAUAGUAAUAACUAAUAACCAAUAGUGACACAACACUCUCAAAUCCGCACCAAACCUCCUAAACGGGCGACACACAGGAUCACCAAAAACACUAUUAAACGCACGCGUUUCACAGUGCGACGAACUCGGAGAAGAAAGUUGCCGGCGAAACUUGGAGCUGAGCUCGGUUGACUCGGCCUCCCAACUCAGCCAUGGCUUCGGUUCACAGCGCCAUCCCAACCCGCAGUUUCCUCUCACCGGUUUCCAAAUCGAAAUCGAAAUCAUUGGCCGGCACCAAGCUGCAGAGCUUCCCGGCGUCGAGAUUCUCCGGGAAUCAAAUUUUCUCGGGAAACAAAAGGAGGAUUUUGGCGGCGGUGAAUUCGUCGGUGGAGGAAGUAGACGUGAUAUCGGUGCAGAGCGGCGACAUUACGGACCAGCAGGAGGGCGGAGCAGCUGCGGCGAGCAGGGCGGAGGUGGAAGGCGGAGGCAGCGACGGCGAGUUGGCGACUCAGGUGAGUGGAUUCGGAACGGGCGAGGGUUUGUUAUCGUUGGAAGGGUUUUCCUCUGCUUCGACUUCUUCAAUUGGGAAUGAGACUGAAGAGAGCAUGGAGAAGCUUAUGGAUAGAACCAUCAAUGCAACUAUUGUCCUAGCCGCCGGAACCUUCGCUAUCACCAAGCUCCUCACCAUUGAUCAUGAUUACUGGCAUGGAUGGACACUUUUUGAGAUACUACGGUAUGCACCUCAGCAUAAUUGGUCUGCUUAUGAGGAAGUUCUUAAGACGAAUCCAGUUUUUGCAAAGAUGGUGAUCAGUGGUGUUGUUUAUUCCAUUGGGGACUGGAUUGCACAGUGCUUUGAAGGAAAACCUAUUUUUGAGUUUGACCGAGCUAGGAUGUUCAGAUCAGGGCUUGUUGGGUUUACUCUGCAUGGCUCUCUUUCUCAUUACUAUUAUCAGUUUUGUGAGGAGCUAUUUCCUUACAAAGAAUGGUGGGUGGUUCCUGCCAAAGUUGCAUUUGAUCAAACAGCGUGGUCUGCAGUUUGGAACAGCAUUUAUUAUACUGUAGUUGCAUUAUUGCGUCUUGACUCUCCUAUCAGCAUUUUUAACGAAUUGAAGGCAACCUUUUUCCCCAUGCUGACUGCUGGGUGGAAGCUGUGGCCAUUUGCUCAUCUCAUCACUUAUGGUGUAAUUCCAGUUGAGCAAAGACUUCUUUGGGUGGAUUGUGUAGAGCUCAUUUGGGUGACCAUACUUUCAACUUAUUCAAAUGAAAAAUCAGAAGCAAGGAACUCAGAGUCCGAGGUACCUGCAGAAGUGAAAUCAAUCGAGGACUAAUUUAGAAUGCAUGUGAUCUGAAAACAUUGGGAGAAAAUGACUUUGCUCAAUCAGAUUUGAGAGUUGAGUAGAGUUCAGGGCCUGGGACCUUGUAAUAUGGAAAUGAAUUUAGAACGCAGAAUGUGGGAAAUGCUCAUUAUGUAUGUAUAUAUAUGUUGUAUCUCUUGGAAAAUUCGUCUUUGUUAGGCAACACAAUAAUUCUGUAAGCAUUAUAUUUUCAGUGUAACUGACUAACUGUGGAUAAAAUUUAUGAAUAGAGAAGUGAACAGUCUUGUAUGUGAUAA